UGAGAAUAAAACAGCUGAGAUAAAAGGCGCAAAAUUGUGGUGUAUAUAGUUUAUCUGUCUAUCUAUCUAAUAUAAAUUUAAUGCAUUAAAGUUAACUGCAAAAGAAUGCAGUGUUUGCAGAAGUAUUGUGGCUCGCCGAACAAAUUGGUAGAGCGCGGAUUAGAUUUGCAUUUGCGUGCUAAACGCGCUAAGAAUUGUUUGCGUUGGGGCUCUUUCAAUGUGGUACUACUCGCAAUACUACUAUUCGAUAUAUCAAAUCAGUGCCCGUAUACGCACUCUAAAUGGUAUUAUGCGGAGUAUUUGGCGGCCGUGCUGGCGGGACUCGGUGCCUUCUCAUGCUUCCUGAAGUAUUUCCUCUACUUAUUUCAUACAAAUCCCAUAUUGGGCACAAAGGAACAGAAAAACUUACUUAAAUUUGAAGACUGCGAUUCCUCUUUUGUUGUUACACCACCACCGCAAAGAAAGAAACGAAUGUGCGACGAUUUAGCACCUAAUCAAAUCAACAGUACUUUGUUAAGCUGGCAUUCGUCUUUUAAUGAUUCACGAGCUGGCAUGUCUCACCUUUGGAAUUAUAGUCGUGGAACUCCGUCACGUAAUAGCUUUAGCCCGCAACAGCAGCAGCAACCAUUUAAUGUUUCCUGGAAUUCUUCAACGGGCAACAGAUCAAUUAAUCUAGCAUCAAACACUAGUGCUUGGAAUAAUUCCAAUUCUAUCGUGGAGCCUUAUAACAAAUACAGACGUGAGGAAUUAAUAACUGAUGAAGAGGGUCUCAAACAAUAUUUAAAAGAAUUUUCUAUCCACGAACAAAGCAUGAAUGACACAGCCGAUGUUAGUCAUCACUAUAAUCCCAGUUCAGUAAAUUCAUUCUGGAACUACUGCAACACAGCAGCUAAUAUGCUUAAAACCUCCAUAUAUCAACUAGCUCCAAUGAUAACACCUUCCACACCAAGUAAACAAUUGGCAAGUGAGGACGGGGGGCUUAAAUUUUUAGACAGCAAUUCGGAAAUCAUUAGACUCAUUUCUUCUGAGAAACUGUCACAAUAUGUGGUGAACUUGAGAAGGUGGAUUUCGGCAACUAUCCUGGAGCGUUUGGCCAGAGAAAUUAAAAAUGUUGAUGAGUCAUUUAAAAAUCGGGGAUUCGCCGAUAUGCGUAUGGGAGGCAUUGGUUUGGAGCGUCUUAAGAAAACUGUCGAGAAUCAAAAAUUUGUGAAUCAGUAUAUGCCAAUGUUGCCUUUGAUAUUGCCAUUUCUGGAAAUGUCGAGUAAUCAAGAGUAUUUGGUGCAACGUAUAAAAGAUUUGGCUGAGGGUUCUUGCAUUGCUGACUACCACUGGAACUCGGGUGCAGCUUAUCAUGGCUUGAAAUGGGAUGAACAUCUACCCACUGACUCAGCUAUAUUGUUCCAUCUAUUUUGCGUUUACAUGGACAGUCAACUGAUGCCUUUGCCACAAGGUGGCGGGCGUCCCUUCUUCAGUCGUUAUGUAAUUAUAGGCAAAGAAAAACGUUCUGCCAAGGAAACGGUUGCGCUUGUGAAGAAUAAAGCACACUGCGCUAUACUCUGUACCAAUCCGCAAAAGCCACGUUUCAAUUUCAUAAGCGACAACGAAAUUCAUACAUGCGUCUGCGAUCGUAAUAAUCUCUUUUAUGUAAUCAUACAAUUUUUAAUCUAUAUGAAAACACACCAGGAAGGUGCAUUGGAGGGUGUCAAUCUUGGUAAAAGCGGCAUUAAUAUUUUAUGUGUCAUCGAAGGCUAAAUUUCGGAGUCAGCCAUAUGAUUUCCUCGCAAAAUGAACUCAUAUUUCUAAGAAGCUAGCAUUAUGAUAAUCUAUUUUUUUACAUAUAAGCCACUAAUUAAGACCUUGACAUGUGGAUUUACUAAAAAUCUCACUAUUCAACAGGAACAUAUUUGAUAUGAAGUUGAGAAUCGUUACUUUUUUACGCUUUUAGUGUUAAGCCAAUUUAUGUUGAUUGAGUGCGUCUUAAAGUAGCCACGCAACAUCUGUUAUAAUAUAAGUUAAGUGCUUCUCCUAUUAAAAGCAUAUUAAUAAGAAUUUACUUUCAUAUGACUAAGAAUAUUUAUUAAAUGUUUUUGUUUAGGUACUCAGUUUACUCAGAGAAAACAUUUUGUAACCCAUACAUACAUACUUAUACUACAUAUAGUACCAAACAUACAAACAUCACGCAGAAAUAGCAAUAAUUUUGCAAGUAGUUUUCGCGUAAACUUUUAAUUAAAGAGAUUCACUGAUUUAUAUCGCAAA
This is a messenger RNA of Anastrepha ludens (Mexican fruit fly), 2256 nucleotides long. Its product is annotated as transmembrane protein 209. Bases 106 to 1752 code for a protein of 548 amino acids. NCBI's taxonomy places the organism in Eukaryota, Metazoa, Arthropoda, Insecta, Diptera, Tephritidae. Gene Ontology annotation, cellular component: membrane. The transcript has 9 exons. The record is from RefSeq and is a predicted model, not a curated record.